Molecule: messenger RNA, 6908 nt
Organism: Plectropomus leopardus (leopard coralgrouper)
Lineage: Eukaryota; Metazoa; Chordata; Actinopteri; Perciformes; Serranidae
Gene: ino80da
Product: INO80 complex subunit Da
Cellular component (GO): nucleus
Source: RefSeq, a predicted model, not a curated record
UUGUCAUGUCCCCGCAGUGCCUGUAGUGGUGCUGUGAGGAGUCUGCUGUGGAUCCAACAAAAAUCCUCAGCCUGCCUACUGCUUGUAAUUUGCUCUGGAUAGCCUAUAUUUAAAUGCAUCCUUAUAUCAAGAUAUACCGAGCUCGAUGAAGAUCACUGGUAUUAUCCUGUCUCGAAUAUCGAUGCACAAAUAGCCUAGCCGAUUCUAAUAGACAUUUCGGCCGUCUAUCUGGAGCGAAUACCUUACACAGCCCAUACCAAUUCAAGCUGAUGUUGUCAAGAACAAGAGUCACGUGAUGUAUGAAGGCAAACACAUACACUUCUCAGAGGUGGACAAUAAGCCCUUGUGCUCGUACAGCCCAAAGCUCUGCAAACAGCGCAGGCUAAACGGCUAUGCUUUCUGUAUCCGGCACGUUCUGGAGGAUAAGACGGCCCCCUUCAAGCAAUGUGAAUAUGUGGCCAAGUACAACAGCCAGCGCUGUACCAACCCUAUCCCCAAGUCUGAGGACCGCAGAUACUGUAACAGCCACCUGCAGGUUCUGGGCUUUAUCCCCAAGAAGGAACGGAAAAAGAAACAUGACGCUUUGGAGGAAAUGCGCUCACGGGCUCACCUGGAGUCAGUGGCUCUCAACAUAACUGUGCCCUCUCUAGCUCUAAAAGCUCCCAAUGGUCUAGAUGAACUUCCGCCAUCUCCUCCCUGUACACGCCUGUUACCCCUCCCCGAUGGGGAACUACUAGACCCUUUUGCCUUUUAUGAGGACGACACAGAUGGGGAGGAGGUGGGUGUGCCUCGGAAGGGCAGCGCCAUCAAGAAGAAACUACAGAGUCGGCUGGUGCUCAACCAGAAACUCUGCCAUGACACGGACCUCUUCCAGCCACCCCCUGAGCACUUUAGUCCCUCCCCUGCCCCCCGUGUCCAUCCCUCUUCGCCGCUCAACACCCAUCUCCCACGGCAGCAGUCAGGUCUCCUCCAGCCGCCCCAGCACUCCAGCGUGACUUCUUUCAUCUUCCCAGGACAGCAGCAGGGUUUAUUAUGCAAUCCACCACCACCUCAGACGGUCAACUUUCUGCCUCCAGGGAUGCCUCCUAAUGCAGCACCCAGUCCAGUGCAACCUUCUGGGCCAUCACUCAGCAGGAAAAUGCCUUUCACUGCUUCUCACUUGCCUGUCAGUUGCAAGGACAGUGGCAGUAACAAUCAGCGGCACAUGGUUGUCAUGCGUCCCGCUGCCUUCUCACCUUCUGCCAGCUGCCUGGCCAGGUUGCAACAUCUGGUGCAGCUCUGUGCCAAGAGACACCAGGAGCACGGAGACCUCUUUCCUCAUCUAGGACUGGACUGGUCAGAAGAUAGUGCGGAUGAUGAAGAGGAGGAGCCAGAGACAUUUGUUCCUUUCCAGAGCUCUUGGAGACCACAGAAUGGGUUGGAAGAUGACAGCGGUUCCUCACGGAGAACACGGCUACUUCGGCUUUGCUCGUACCUCCAGGAGAAAUACAAGCACAUGUGCAGGCAGGAGAGGGCGAGUAUCCGCCAAAAGAGAUACCGCUAUGCCUUCCGCAAAGCCUUGCUGCACGCUGCCAGCAACAACCCCGAUUGUGCAGGGCAGCUCAUCCAGGAGUUACGCGGUGCCUCUCGAAGCUCUUCAAGCGAGGCUCCAGCCAGGCAGCAGAACACAGAUACGGGGACCUGCACUGGCAGCACAAAGGGCCAGGCCUGCAACAACAGGGCUCUGCCCUUCACUCGACACUGCUUUCAGCACAUUCUGUUGAAUCGUUCCCAGCAGCUCUUUGCAAGUUGCACAGCCAAAUUUGCAGAUGGUCAGCAGUGCUCCAUCCCCGUGUUUGAUAUUACGCACCAGACACCACUCUGUGAAGAGCAUGCCAAAAAAAUGGAUAACUUCCUGCGAGGGGAUGGUAACCGACGAGUGCAGCACCAGCAGCAGCAACAACGAAAGCCACGUAAAAAGACCAAACCACCGGCGCUCACCAAAAAACACAAGAAAAAGAGGAGGAGAGGCCCAAGGAGGCCUCAGAAACCCAUCCCUCCAGCGUUACCACAGGGGAACCUGGGAAUGCCUUCUACAAGCCUAGCGAUACCCUCACAGGCCAGCAUCAGGAGCCCUUCGACUCCAGACCUGAGCACAGAGGAGCUUCCUGACGACAUCACCAAUGAAAUGGCAGACAUUCCAAAUGACCUGGAGCUAAACCAGGAGGAUUUUAUCGAUGUGUUACCCAGACUACCUGAUGACCUGCAGGAUUUUGACUUGUUUGAAGGUAAGAACGGGGAUUUGUUGCCCACCACGGAGGAGGCUGAGGAGCUGGUGCGUGCGCUACAGGCGAUGGGCUCCUACCCAGACUCUUUGGUGUGCCUGACCUCCAUGGGCGACCUGGCCCCGUCUGAAGGAGUGGACCACAGAGCCAUGACUGUGUUCCCUGGUCCGGUCCAGCCGGGGGGUAUGGGGGACCUGCUCAACAGCCGCAUCCCCACAGAGAACUUCACCAGCCUCGAGCUGGAGGACAAUCUACUGCAGUCCACGGGGAGUCACUUUCCCCCCUCACCGCCAUCUCAACCUGCGAACCAGCCCCAGACAUCGUGCUCUAACCUGACCUCAUCUUCCUCCACAGUAGCCCCGGCCACCACCUCCCUGCUCACUCAGACCUCCAUAACAGAGCGAACGUUUUCCCGGACACACACGUCCCACGUCAUGGCCAAGUCGGAUGCACCCACGUCAUCUCCUCAAGGCAGCCACUACAGCAGUGAGCAUGUGCCAUCCCCGUACAGCGACCACAUAUCCUCUCCCCACGCCAGCUCCUUCCAGACAGACACUCCUCUGCUGCUGGAGGUCCCUCUCAGCGGGGCACCAGGACCCCCGCGCUCAUCAUGGAACAAUAUCCCCCUCCCCCUCACGGACCCGACGCAGUUUGGCAAUCUCAUAGGAUCAGAAAGUCAUCUCAUAUCAACGUCUCUGUCCACGCCGCCAGCCACCACCCACUCUGUGACGCUGCAGCCUAUGGCUGCGCUCUCAGCGAUGCCCCAAAGUGGCUUGACAGGUUUAACGACUUCCUCCGCCCCCUCGUCCUCCCUCCCAUCCUCCUCACAUGAUCUUCUGACCUCCACACAGCCCAAACAACAGCUCCCACAGUUCAGUGCGGCCUUUGGCCAUCAAUUGGCCUCCCAUAGUGGCAUCCCGAAAGACGUGCAGCCUAGCCACAGCUCCACAGCACCCCCCGCUGGCUUUUCCAUAGUUAGUGCCACCGCUGCAAGUGCCAACAGCGCCACACCACCCUUCACGCAAAGUAAAUGAGAGCAGUCGGCCUGCAGCGGCUGCAUGACGGUCAGUGGACUCACAGUCACUUACAAACCAGCCGGCUGGCUCCUGAUUGAUGAUCCCUCUUCAUCUGCUACAUGUGUGCAAUGUGGUAAUAGUGCACUAUUUGAUAAUGAAUUUGCACAGCCUCAGAUUUUCCUCAGUAGUUUCUAUUUUCGUUUUUAUUCUGUAGCCAGGCGGUCUCUGGGAUUCUAAGUCAGUGUGAGUCCACUUGUUUGAUGCCUUGUGGUUUCGUCAGCAGGGGGUAACAGUCGGAUUUUGUGAUGAAAUAAACGGGUGAAAAUUGGCGGACGGACCUUCGCAGAGAUUAAUCUGUCACAGUGCUCAGAACUCAUUGACGUAGAAGCCUCAAUCAGUGGUCGGUUUGUUUGCUUUGCCAGUUUAAGUCCUGUCUUUAAAUGAUCAACUGUACCCUGCCUUGCUCAGAUAGCCAUUGCAAUUUUUUUUUAAUUUCCCACCUGUUUCAUACACUGCUUCUGUCACCCUCUGAAAAACAAAGAGUACAGGUUGUGAUAUUUGUGACCCAUUAUGUUUCAAAGCUAUUUAACUGUUAUCAUGAUAUAGAAUCUUACCGAGUCAGAUUUCACAGUCAUAUAAAAUUUACCAAAAUACUUUUAAACAGCUGUUUUUAUAUUGUGUAUACUGUAUAUGUGCUCAUUUAUCGGUUUGCUCAGACGUCAAAAUCUCUGACCUCACCAUUGGUUGUGGGACUCUGAGUGGCCUAGUAGACACUUGAAGGUAAAUAUAGUUUCUUAAAGCAAUAAACACAUUAACCUAACUCUAGCAUUGUAAGGUAUUUUAUUGGUCUCAUUACAUGUAGCUUCACUUGUUGAAUCCAGGCUGGAUCAGGAAUAUAUUUUGGCCUCUAUAAACUGUUGUAAACUUUUUAUUUUUUAUGUUACAGCAGUUUCACGCAGAACUAUAGAGAUCAGUGAUCAGGUCAGCCUAACUUCUUCUCUGGGGUCACACUGAGUGGAUUUUUAAGGCUAAUAAAUGAGUUUCAGUGUUAAUGGUUGGGGCGAUGAUGGCGUAAUCCAGGGACUUUAAGUGUCUACUCUCAAAGGUGCUCUCUGGUCCACAUACACAAUGGUCACAAGUGACUUAUAUGUCAGGCAGAAUCAGUGUCAGGACAACAAGGAAACCCACUAUCAGACGUCAUGGACAGACUACCAAGUAGGGCUGGGUAUCAGUGCGCGAUACCUUUAAGGACUGAAACAAUCCAGUACCGAAUAGUAUUGAAAUGUCUCCAAUAAAACGAUUCCUGCAUUCAUUUUCGCGCCUGGUGUUUAAUCCCAGAUUACCAUGACAUUGUUCCGACCGGCCAAAAUUUCGAAGUCCCAAACGUCUGAAAAAUGUCGCAUUGGACUGAAAUGUCAUUUCUUCAACAGCCCGUUGUCACAAAAACAAAUCCCAUUGCUCAAAAGUCCUGUUCCUCUGAAAAUACACAUUGCACAUUGUUUUAAGCGGAAACGUAACCUUUUAACCCAAGUGGUUUUUUGUGCCUAAAUUCAACCAAACAUUCACUACAGCAUUAUUUCUGCUACAAAAUAAUGUAUUUGUGGUUAACAGAAAUGUACAAUGCUAACAUUUUCUGUUGUGAUUGGGUUGUCUAACUGCAGGGUGCUUGUAUUUUCGGAGAAAGGGACUUUGGUGCAAUAAGUGGUUAUUUUUAGCAUUAAUGGACUUUUGAAGAAAUGAGGUUCGGACUAACAGUGCUGACACGACUCUGCAACAUUGCGUGGACAUCGGGGGCAGUGCCUCUGGACUGGCAGACCGGGGUGUUGGUCCCUCUUUUUAAGAAGGGGGACCGGAGGGUGUGUUCAUAAAUUCAUUUUCUAGGGGGUUUGUAGGUACUUAAAAAAAAAAGUAUCCACUGAUUUUACAGAUGUCUCGUUAGCCCUGUGAUGCUAACAAGUGGUCAUGUUACUGUGUGUGUGCAGCCAGGCAGACUCACAUUACAGUCCCUGGUUACAGAGCUCACACUCCCGCAGCAACAGCUAAAACCUAAAUAGUCUGUUACGUGGGGAGUUGACUGCAUUGUGCUUGACGAAAUGCCAUAAAAACGUUCAAAUGUUUGGCUAAACUACACGCCGCUCUGUUCACAUUAUGGGUGUUGAAAGACGUACUCUCGGUACUGGUAAUUUACUUUUUCAAUGAUACCCAGCCCUGCUACCCAGAGAGAGCUUAGGUGGUAAUUUAAAUGUAUACUCAUUUUAAUGAUCAGUGUCUGUUUUACUCUAAAACUCACUUAUAAAGUCAUUUUAAGCUGCACACCUGGGGUCUGAUUUUUAAUUUAGAGAAAACGAGAAACACACGAGAGCUCCUCCUGUCUGUGACCGACUCAUACAGCAGUACAACCAUGGCUUUUGAUAGAUAUUAUUAGACAUUUGACAGAUUGUCAGACAUUGUUGAGUAUUAGGUAUAUAGAGUAGCGAGUCUCUAUCUUGGGGUUUGUUGGUGAAUUAUUGAGUAGCAAUGGAUUGAAAUUGUUAUUUGCAAUGUAUUCAGUGGAACCUGUGUCUUGUAGAAUGAGUCUCUUGUUUUUUAAUGGCUAUCAAAAUGAUUGUAAGUCAAAGGGAUCAAUGUUUGUAUGCCGUCAAUUUUUUAAAUAUGAUGGAGAGUAUUUUUGAUAGCUAUUAAACUCCAGGAAGAAGUCUUGAGAUUUGCAUGGGGCGGCAAACUUUUGUGUGAGAGCGUUAUAAUAAUACUAGAUUAUGGUCACUGGCUUGAUUCUUGGUGGUAUAUGAACAUAGGAAUAUAUGCAUCGCCAUUUCAUUUCAUUUCAUUAUGUGGAGAAAAACAGAUUACAGUAUGUUGUUUUUCAACAUAGAUUUGCACAGGAGUGGAUGAGGCCGGUGGUGUUUCACAUGUCCCGUGUCUGUCUUGCCUUUUUUUUUUUUUUUUUUUUUUUUUUUUUUUUUUUAUAUUUGCUUGGACGCUCAUUAAGUGAACAGCUGCCAUCAUUACCAGCUCUGAGCCUGCACCAGAACCCCCCUCUCCCAUUUCCAGCUGUGAGAAGGCCCAGUUCUGUCUCUCCCUUCCAAAGAGAAAACACAAAAUGAAGUGUAAACCCGUAGCUCCACCAGAGACAACUGGGCUUCUCAGUGACUGCAGUGUUGUAACUAUAAUAGUGAUAAACACAGUGCCCCGAAAAGUUUAAAAACAACAAAAAAAGUUGGAUGAAAAUGUUUGCAAGGCAUUACUGCUGUAUCCACAUAGCAUGAGAUUAGUCACGGCACCAGUUUACUCUCCCAAAAACCACGUAGAACAAAAUUAACAGGGCUCGUACUGUAGGCACAUUUAACUGCUUGAAUUCAGAGAUGGCUGACAAAUUCCUAUACUCAUUGAAUGUACUGUAUUACUGUUUUUAAAGAUAGGAUGAGCUAAUCUAGUCACCUUUUGUUAUCGGUCCUUGUUUAAUUUGUCUAAGGUAUUUUUUGUAUACAAAGGUUUACAUUUUUAUGUAUAUUUUUCUUGUGUACAAAUUAUGUAAUAUGUGUACAAACACUGUAUGUAAUAUCUGUAUAUAGUGUGAGAAAUUUGAUCUUUUGUUUUUGGAUGUAUAAAUAAAACUUGCUGUGAGGUA